AUUUCAAUCACGUCUCCUCACCGAUUUAUAUACUUUCCAAAUUUCUCGCCACGCCAGUAAAUUUCAUCGGAGUUUAAUGAUCCUCACUGCCAUCAAUACGAAGUUGCAAUUUCGUUACCUCUUUCGUCAGCCCGAACAGCGAUGCGCACAAAAAUUCCUCCAGCAUUUGAUUCAGAAUUGGAAUUUUCGUUUGAAGUCAGAGAAACAGCAACCGGGACAAUUUCAACCCUUGGACGGCACACGCUCCCGAUGCCUCGGAAAGGGCUAUGGGAAGAUGUCAAAACCACCGCGUAGAUCGUUCUUCAAUUUCUGUAAAUCUUUAAUCAAGAUUAAAGAAAAACCCAGCAAGUGUUCCCCUUGUCCAUCUGCACCCGAAACUGAAGAGACCUUCUGGGAUUAUCUUUUCAAGUUCGAUGAUAACAGACUGAAACCGGAUUCAUCAAAAUGCCGUAUCGCUUAUCAGCACCUGAAAGCAUGUAGAAAAACUGACUCUAGACUUUCUGAUCCGCGUUAUCGUCCUACCCAAGGUGAUGUGCUCCUUUUCACAGAGCCUCAAAAACCAUUUGUAGGAUUCAAGUUGACGGAGCCGGAACCAAACCCUCCACCCUCCUACAUCCCUCCGAAAGUGGUGAUAUUACAAAGAUCUUCUCAAAUCUCGUCCAUUCCAUCGGCGUUAGCCUGUACCGGUCGAAAAAAUGAAUACAUGGCGAGAUCACGAUCGUGUUUCGAUCCUCGUCCUUUCCGGGUCCCCUUCGAAGAAUGCCGUCCACCUCGGAUGAGAACUCGUGAGUCAUUUUAUUAUGACCGAGGUAUCUCGGAAGAACGAUUUGUCGAAAAGAUCUUUGAUGCAAAAGCUACCAUUUCGCGAUCCCAUAAAUCUCUAUGCGAUUCUAUUGUCGAUAUCAGAAAGCUUUCGCAGCUACAAAAAUUACGCCAACUCACCAAGCUCGCACAUUGUAACAAAGAUCCUGCUUCUGAGGAAUCACCUAAAGAGCGGUAAAGGGCAAUGAGCAUUUGCCGCAUUUUCGAUCAUAUAGGUACGUUAGUUUACGUUAGCCUCGCGUGAUCGAAUCAGUCAAUGUAUCAAAAUGCGCCUAUGAUGAUCUAUGCCUCACCUUACGUAUUUAUUAGGGUCGCCCAAUAAAACUCGACUAUUAUUUUUUGCGUCUGCUAUAAAAAUCUGUCAGUUUAACAUGUUUCAAGAGCCCCCUCCAAAGAUCAGCUCGAACAAAAAAUUU
Athalia rosae (coleseed sawfly) is the source of this 1238-nucleotide messenger RNA. RefSeq lists its product as uncharacterized. The coding region runs from base 77 to 1000 and encodes 307 amino acids. The transcript has a single exon. The record is from RefSeq and is a predicted model, not a curated record. NCBI's taxonomy places the organism in Eukaryota, Metazoa, Arthropoda, Insecta, Hymenoptera, Athaliidae.